CCGGGGCCCGGCUCUCGCAAAACAAGCAGCAGUUUCAACAAACACCGCUGAGAUAUCGACAACAACAACAGCAGCCAAACAACAACAACAACCACAAGCCGCUACCGCCACAGAGCGCGGGAGCAAGACGCAUGGCGUAGGCAUGGGGAACGUGGCGUCGUGCUGCGUGCCCGACAGCCCUCGCGAGGGCCCUGGUGCCCGCAGCUUGGACCGCGUUCGCAUCUUCGACGCCGAGACGCGCAGCGAAGACAGCGGCGGCGGCGGCGGUGGCGCGGCCUCCCUGCAGCACAUCAGAGACCGCGAGGCGGGCAGCGAUAACGAUUUGGAGCCAAACCCAUCGGACCACCCUCGGGCCAACACCAUAUUCCUCAGUAAAUCACAACCUGACGUGAGAGAGAAGAGAAAGAGUAACUAUUCAAAUAAUGUGAGCGUCACGGUAUCUCCUGCCCAAAUUUCGAAGAAGUACAGCUCCUGCUCAACCAUAUUUCUCGAUGACAGCACAGUGAGCCAGCCCAACCUUAAAUACACUAUUAAAUGCGUGGCACUUGCAAUAUACUACCACAUUAAAAACAGGGAUACUACUAUCCGAACUCUUGACAUAUUUGAUGAGAAACGUCAUCCUUUAACGAAAGUGGAAGUGCCAGUGGACUACAGUGUUAACGACCCGGAGCACAGGCACAUCUACCGCUUCCUGAGAAACCUUUUCAGCGCAGCCCAACUCACAGCUGAAUGUGCCAUUAUCACUCUGGUGUACGUUGAAAGGCUGAUGACUUACGGCGAGAUCGACAUCUGCCCCAGCAACUGGAAGCGGAUACUGUUGGGAGCCAUCCUGCUGUCCUCCAAGGUGUGGGAUGACCAAGCUGUGUGGAAUGUGGACUACUGCCAGAUCCUCAAGGACAUCGCUGUCGAUGACGUGAAUGAACUGGAGAGGCAGUUUCUAGAGCUGCUGCAGUUUAACAUCAACGUCCCAGCAAGUGUUUAUGCCAAGUAUUACUUUGACCUCCGUUCGCUGGCCGACUGCAACAAUUUGAGCUUCCCUCUGGAGCCCCUCUGCAAGGAGAGGGCCCAUAGACUGGAGGCCAUCUCCCGUCUCUGUGAAGACAAAUACAGAGAUUUAUCGAAGACUUCUCUGCGAAAGUCCGUCAGCGCUGACAAUUUAAUCGAAAAACGGACAUUCGCAGCCAUUCUGCCGUAGUGGCUGUGAACGAGCGCAUCCGACAACUUCAAUUAAUUCAACGUACAUUGAGGCUGUCGGAAAUAUUUUUUGCAAGGUAAAGUAUGCGGUGCGAUUCUGUGCAUUGCCAGCCCUUUUGACAUCCUUCUGUUUUACGUGACAAAUUUGGAAAUAUAGAAACGCGCACACGCAAAAAAAGCGAUCGCUUAAAUGUUAUGAUUUUGCUAAAGUAUAUUGCACCAUAUAUUAAGGGCUUAAAUGUCUUAAAAAACAUUUCUUUAACUCGCUUUUUUCUAAGUGAAAGUAGUUUCAUGUGCUCCCAAAGUAGAACCUUAAUUCUUGCCAAUAGCGUAAACAUUUUUGAAAAUUACGGUAAUGAAUGAGUCAUCACCAGACAUCCCAAGUGACAGAAAAUAAUGGCUGACGAAAGGCAUUUUGCAAUGGAAAGUUUGGCAAGCGGCAGUGGAGCUAUAACUGCAAAACUGUUAUGCGAGCUCAGUUGGGGAAGGAGGCCUGGGGAGAGUUGAGAGCUUAACUGCAUUGUGAUAAUGUUUGCAUCUUCAGCACUUGUAGCUGUGCAGUCGAUGUUAUACUUAUGGUACGUGCUGGUUUUUGAAUAAGCACAGCCUAGCAUGAAUGGUGAAGCAUUCAGAAGUUUUCUAAAUGGUAAUGCAAGUACUUCUGUAGACCUCAUGUAUACAUUUUAAUUGUCAGUGAUUUAAGACGGUCUGUCAUAUGGAAAAGGAAGCAUUGGACCAAUCUCUUGAGUCGUUUGUGGAUGGGGGUGGUAUAGGAAGCGUGGUCGGAGUCUCUUUUCAAAUAGAACUAUCGAAAAGGGUAUACUUUUUAUAAACAGCUCCUCUGUGUGUAUGGUUUUAUGGGUGUAGAAAACAUUUAAUACAAUGGAUAAACCAGUCACAGUGCUAUUUAACACUCCGUAUCCAGAGUCUGCAGAAGAUCGGACCUGGAGCUAGAAUCCAAUGAGUCGAAUGAAAUGCGUUGGGUUUUUUUCCGUCAAAAAACAUCAGGAGGGGCCUAUUGUUUAAAUUCUUAAUUCUGCAGAAUGUGAAUUGUGUGAAUAUCGCGUGCGUGCACUAUCCGUGUGCCUUAUGUUUACUCCAGUGUGAACCCUAAGAUGUGCGUCGUGCACUUGCAUGCGCUUGUGCGCACACACACACACACACAACGCUAAGCGCAACAACCAAUAAUGUGAAUAAUGCAGAGGACCCUUUUAAUGAAUUGGCUUGGCCAAGCUGUAUUUUCUUUUUUAAAGCAGGGCUAUCCAGCUUGGAUAGAAAUGAUGGAAAGAGAAAGUGAGCUGCCUGAAGCCCCAAGAGACCGCCUCGCUCCAGGAUUCCAGAAUCCUUUUAGUGGCAUUGUGCGUUGCUGUAUCGGGGUCAUUGUAACGGGAGCUGUAGGAGUGGCUGGAGUAACUAGCGGGCCUGUGGGGUUUCUUGUGUGGGAUGACGGCAGGGAACAUUCUAGCAAACAAAGAAAAUGGAAAUCAAGACCGUGUUAUUGUAGUUGGAAUUUUUUUUCUCUCCUCACUUUUUUUUGCCUUAUUUACUUGUCUUUUACUUUGUACGGUUUGUGACUUUUUUUCGUAUAUAUUUUUUUCAUUUGCAGCGGUAUUCUUUGUUUACCGCCUCUUUUUGUGAGGAUAUCCGUCUGAUUUGUUUAUCCCGAGAUGUUGUUUAUUUUCUUAAUGUCUGCGGCUUAUAUAUAAAUGUUUCAAAGUAAUAAUGCAUUACUCUUCCCGAACGUACAUUUUUAUUAACAGAAAAUAAUUUGGUUUCUUAAUACAGCUUAUAUGAUGACGAGUAAGUUUUAUUUUACUCUACUGAAUUCCUUUAAUUAGCUCAGAGUUAAUUGAUGCUCAUUAUCACAUUGUAUAGAGGGCACCUGGCUAAUGAAAUUCAUGGUGGGACAUUCAUGUUACUCGAUUUAAUUGUACGUCAUUUUCAGAUUUUAGCUUUGACACCUGCACGUAUAAUGAGCUGCUUCUGCCAGUGUAAAGCGGUCAACAAUGUCCACUUUUGCAGCAGGUGUUUCAAUUUGUCGUAAUUUCUAGCAGAUGAUGAUUUGGUUGCAGACUUAUUUAAAUAUCAACUUCACGUGAAUGAACAAAAGACUGCACUUUCGAUCCACUUGAGUUGUUUUCUGUGUGCAGCAUCCGUGGCUUAUAAUACAUCGACUUUAAAGUAGCAUUUCUGCACAUGAAUACAAAUGACAAGUGAAUACGUUUUUUUUUUUAAAGCGUAUUGUAGAUAGUUUUUGAAAAUGUACAUUUUACGAAAAAAGAAAAUACGCGUGCUCAUUUGGCAGGAAUAUGAUAUCAUUGUAUUAUCUUCCGUGCGGAACAUGAAUGGAUACUAGCAUGUGAUCGACGUGGGAUAUUUUCUCAUUCACCUCGUGUAGAGUGUGGUGCUAAAGAUGGAUAUGAUUCCUUAUCGUUACUUCAACGCAAAAGUUUGGUAAAAUAACAAAAUAACAUAUUGCAGUAUUGGGAUGCUUGGGAUUAUACAAAAGCAUAGAAAAUGUAGCAUCCAUUGACCAUUGUUAAAUUAUGCGUUCAUAGCAUGCCAUAUAUACUCCUUUGUGUUUGCUUUGAUUGACACAUGAUAAUCUUAUAUUCAACGAUACUUGGUAUUGUUGAAAUUGUGUACGUAACGAUGCACCCUUUACGGUGUUGAUGAUGAUGAUGAACUGUUAUUUCUUGCUGUAGUAACUAUCUGUGGGGGCCGCCACGCACGUAACGCGCGUGACCCUGUUCCGGAUUGCGCGCCGAAGAUGUAUUGCCGUA
Messenger RNA from Lethenteron reissneri (Far Eastern brook lamprey), 3977 nucleotides. RefSeq names its product cyclin-Y-like protein 1. Gene Ontology annotation, biological process: regulation of cyclin-dependent protein serine/threonine kinase activity. Lineage: Eukaryota; Metazoa; Chordata; Hyperoartia; Petromyzontiformes; Petromyzontidae. The record is from RefSeq and is a predicted model, not a curated record. Gene Ontology annotation, molecular function: protein kinase binding.